AUGAACAAGGCUCUUGUUGCUUGCCUCGGUGAAUCUGAACCCCAUGAAUGGACGAGAGAGGAAGCUAUUGCUGUUCAGAACCACAAUGGUUUGCUAUCGCAUACCCUACUUCAAAAACCUCGUAACAAUUGGAAACCAUACUCUGGCAAUAAGGAACAAUCUGAACAACACAACACAAGUAAGUAUGGAGGCAAUACCAACUGUUUUGAAUAUAAGUUAAAUAUCUUCAACAUGUAUUGCUUGCAAUUGAACAUUUCAAACAACGAAAUAAAGGCAAAGGCAUUUCCACAAAUGCUGAAAGGCACAGCGUUCCAAUUUUAUGUUACCAUCACAACAAAUCAAGUAAUUGUCUCAACAUUUGUUCAACUAUGCAACAUAAUUCGAUUUUAUAUUGAAACAGAUGAGUGGAAGCGUGCUAGAUUAACUAAAUUCAAUAGUACAUUGCUUAAAAAGGUCAUCUCAAAUAAUCCGACCAAGUCUCUCAAAGAUUGCAUGGAUCUUCUCAUUGACAAACUUCAGCAACCGCAACUCGGCCUAGCUGCUUGUCAGAGCAGCAUGUAG
This is a messenger RNA of Blumeria graminis f. sp. triticale, 561 nucleotides long. NCBI's taxonomy places the organism in Eukaryota, Fungi, Ascomycota, Leotiomycetes, Helotiales, Erysiphaceae. The record is from the annotation of a GenBank genome assembly.